Messenger RNA from Perca fluviatilis (European perch), 3047 nucleotides. It is a transcript of the gene dpysl2b, whose product is annotated as dihydropyrimidinase like 2b. Gene Ontology annotation, molecular function: hydrolase activity, acting on carbon-nitrogen (but not peptide) bonds, in cyclic amides. The transcript has 14 exons. Gene Ontology annotation, cellular component: cytoplasm; cytosol. The coding region runs from base 449 to 2410 and encodes 653 amino acids. NCBI's taxonomy places the organism in Eukaryota, Metazoa, Chordata, Actinopteri, Perciformes, Percidae. The record is from RefSeq and is a predicted model, not a curated record.
CUCCUUAGCCUAUUGGAUCUUUAUUUUUGACAUAGCUAGACAGUAGGUCUCUCCCUCAUAUGCUGACUUGUGACUCGUGAAAUCGCAAAAGGAUAUUGGCUGGAGGCUAGAAGCUAACAUACACUCAUGAGUAAGCAUAUCAAAACUGUUUGCUGAUCUGAAGGGGGAUUAUAGACUGGGAGAACAGCGGAAGAUCUUCUCUCAUCCUUCCCUAAUAUCUCAUAAUAUUACGCAGCUUUAUGGUGCAUUUCUCUCUCUACAGUGGGAGUGUUUUCAUGCAGCAUUAGCCCAACAGAUCUUUUGUCACAGUGCGACCACCUGCGCUUGAAAAACCGGCAAAGGCGGUGGCUGUCCAGGCGUGCGGAGCUGAAAAAAAAGGAGAAGAAGAAGCUGAGACUCUGAGCAUCUGUGCCCAGCUACUCCCCUAGAAACCUAACAGCCCCCCCGCAUGCAAGGCAUGUCGACCGCCGGGGAAGUACCAGCCUUCUUCAAGAGCAUGGGCUCUGACAGCCCCGCCAGGCCGAGGCAGAAAUUCUGUGGCAUGUUCUGCCCGGUGGAAGGCUCCUCGGACAGCAAGACGCUGGACUUUGAUGCGCUUUCGGCGUGCAGGAGCAAGAGUGACGGGCGAGUCAUUGACCGGCAGACCGACAUCUCCCAGCCGAGGAAGGUGGAGAUACGGGAGAGCACAGGGAAAGAAGCUCUGCAGAACCUGGAUGAUAAAAAGAGUGAUCGUCUCCUGAUCAAAGGAGGGAAGAUCGUGAACGAUGACCAGUCCUUCUGUGCUGACAUCUAUAUGGAGGAUGGAGUCAUCAAACAAAUCGGGGAAAAUCUCAUCGUGCCCGGCGGGGUGAAAACCAUCGACGCCCACGGCCGCAUGUUGAUGCCGGGCGGCAUCGACGUGCACACGCGUUUCCAAAUGCCCGAUCGAGGCAUGGUGUCAGCCGAUGACUUCUACCAGGGCACCAAGGCUGCUCUGGCCGGAGGCAGCACCAUGAUCAUUGACCACGUGGUUCCCGAGCCUGGCGUCAGCCUCAUCGCGGCCUUCGAGCAGUGGCGUGAAUGGGCCGACAGCAAGUCGUGCUGCGACUACUCGCUGCAUGUGGACAUCACAGAGUGGCACAAAGGCAUCCAGGAAGACAUGGAGGCGCUGGUCAAGGAUCACGGUGUCAACUCUUUUCUGGUCUACCUGGCUUAUAAGGAUGUUUUCCAGCUUACGGACGCUCAGGUGUACGAGGUGUUCAGUGUGAUCCGCGAUCUGGGAGCCAUCGCCCAGGUGCACGCUGAGAACGGAGACAUCAUAGCUGAGGAGCAGCACAGGAUGCUGGAGCAGGGGAUCACUGGUCCUGAGGGACACGUGUUGAGCCGUCCUGAGGAGGUGGAGGCAGAGGCUGUAAACCGCUCGGUGACUGUGGCCAAUCAGACCAACUGCCCUCUCUAUGUCACCAAGGUGAUGAGCAAGAGUGCUGCUGAUGUCAUCGCCCAGGCCAGGAAGAAGGGCACUGUGGUCUACGGAGAGCCAAUCACCGCAAGCCUGGGAACAGACGGUUCUCACUAUUGGAGCAAGAACUGGGCCAAGGCAGCUGCCUACGUCACCUCCCCUGCUCUGAGCCCCGACCCAACCACACCAGACUAUCUCAACUCCCUGCUCUCCUGUGGUGACCUGCAGGUGACAGGAAGUGCACACUGUCCCUUCAACACUUCCCAGCGUGCUGUGGGCAAAGACGACUUCAGCUUGAUUCCUGAAGGCGUCAAUGGUACUGAGGAGAGGAUGUCUAUCAUCUGGGACAAGUGUGUGGUGACCGGUAAGAUGGACGAAAACCAGUUUGUGGCAGUGACCAGCACCAACGCCGCCAAGAUCUUCAACCUGUACCCGCGCAAGGGUCGCAUCGCUGUCGGUUCAGACGCCGACCUGGUGCUGUGGGACCCAGACGUCACGAAGAUUAUCUCUGCCAAGAGCCACAACUCGACUGUGGAGUACAACAUCUUUGAGGGCACAGAGGUGCGCGGCGGGCCUCUGGUGGUGAUCAGCCAGGGCAAGAUCGUCCUGGAGGAAGGGAACCUCCACACCACUGAGGGCUCGGGACGCUACGUGGCCCGCAAACCUUUCCCGGACUACGUCUACAAGAGGAUAAAAGCUCGCAGCAGGCUGGCUGAGCUGAGGGGUGUACCCAGAGGACUGUAUGACGGCCCGGUCUGCGAGAUGUCUGUGUCAGUCACCCCGAAAACCAUGACCCCUGCCUCCUCUGCCAAGACCUCACCUGCCAAGCAGCCCAACCAGCCCGUCCGUAACCUGCACCAGUCCGGUUUCAGCCUAUCCGGCGCUCAGGUUGACGACAACAUUCCUCGCCGGAACACCCAGCGCAUCGUGGCGCCGCCUGGCGGCAGGGCCAACAUCACCAGCCUGGGUUAGAGCUCUGCCCUCGGCCGCCAGGGAGGAAACGAAGAUCGGAGGACGGACGGCCGACGAGAGCUGAAGGGUGGAGAAACCACGUCACGACACCGGGAGCCGCAACCCUUCGCAGCACCUGACCGGGCCAUCCAUCAGCCUCCGUCUUUCACCUCCUCCUUCGCCGCCUUUCACCUGCCCACGCUCCUCCUCCCCAAAACCCCAUCCUAGAGGACACGGUUAGAGAAAAAGAAAAAGGAAAAAAAAGGGUCUGCCUCAUAUGAUUAAAAAAAAAAAAAAAAAUGACAACACUCCUUAUUUGAGCACUUUUGACUGCAUUAUUUUUUUUUUUUAUACCGUACUUUCUCCCUGCCAUGUAUCUUUUUGAUGUUUGUUUUGCUGUUGUUUUAAUAGAGCCGUCAAGUUGUGACUAAAUUGAAUUAACACCGUUAAGAGAAGAGGAACAUUUUCAUGCAGGAUGUCUAUUGCAUUUCCAUUCUUCCUUUUCAUUUUGGGGAGUAGUUUAAAUGGCGCAUGGGUACAAAACCAUUUCUUACCUUCUUUUCUUGCUUUUCUUGGAAAAAAGGCCAAUUUGUAGGUUGCUUGAAAUUGAACCCUGUUACAGUUUAUUCAGCUGACAAGAAUAGAAUACUUCUUUCAA